GGAUACAUUUGUGACUGAUAUUAAAGCAAAGUGCAAAGUUAAAUAUGUACUUUAAAUAGAAAAAAGUACACAAAUUGCAACUCAAUGUUUUCACUUCUGUAUCUGUGUAUAUGUAUUGUAUUUUUUACAAUUUCUGGAGUGUCUACGCGAAAACCAAAUGUGUUGUUCAUAGUGGUGGAUGAUUUGCGACCAGCUUUGGGUUGUUAUAAAUACAAAAAUGCAUUUACACCCAACAUAGACAAAUUGGCGGCCUCCAGUUUUGUUUUCAACAACGCAUUCGCACAGCAAGCAUUAUGCGCUCCAAGUAGGAAUUCAUUCCUUACUAGCAGAAGACCCGACACCCUCCACUUAUACGAUUUCUACAGCUAUUGGAGGACUUUUGCUGGUAAUUUCACUACCCUCCCUCAACACUUCAAAGAAAACGGCUACCACACCAAAUCCAUUGGAAAGAUAUUUCAUCCUGGAGUCUCGUCCAAUUUCACUGACGAUUAUCCUUUAAGUUGGAGCGAGGUUCCUUUCCACCCAAAAACUGAACAGUUCAAAAACGCUAAAGUGUGCCUCGAUAAACGUGGAAAUUUGGCGCAGAAUUUAAUCUGUCCUGUUUUGUUGGAAACUCAGCCUCUUGGAACUCUGCCGGACUUGGAGUCCCUGCAAGAAGCUAUAACAUUUUUAAAACGUCAAAAUGAAAGUUAUAGCCCAUAUUUUUUGGCUGUUGGUUUCCACAAACCACACGUACCACUUAAGUUUCCGUUAAAGUAUUUAGAUUAUCAUCCGUUAGACAAUAUUAAAUUGCCAGUAAAUCGGUAUAGACCUUCACUACUACCAACAGUUGCUUGGAAUCCAUGGAAUGAUGUGAGAAGUAGGGAUGAUAUGAAGUUACUUAACAUAUCCUUCCCAUUUGGUCCGAUGCCUGAUCAAACUAUGAAGAUGAUCAUUCAAGCUUAUAAUGCUGCAGUCACUUAUAUCGACGAUUUAAUAGGACAAUUGUUGAAACAUGUCGAUAACAAUACUUUAAUAAUUUUUACUGCAGAUCACGGUUGGUCGUUGGGAGAGCAUGGCGAGAUCUCAAAGUUUAGCAAUUUUCAAGUAGCAACAAGGGUACCACUUAUCGUUCAUUUGCCACAAACCAAACACACGACCGUUCAUGUCGAUAGUUUAGUUGAACUGGUUGAUUUGUUUCCAACAUUAGUUGAUCUAACGAAAGUAUCGGAACCUCUUAAAAAAUGCCCUUAUUUAGAAUCUCAAGUAGAUCUGUGCACUGAAGGUAAAAGUUUCUUUAAACUGAUGAUGAACAGAACAAAUGAAAAGGAUGUAGAAAAAUCUGCGAUUUUCUCACAAUAUCCAAGACCCGGAAUAUUUCCCACAAAAAAACCAGACAGCGACAGACCUCGAUUGAAGGAUAUAAAAAUAAUGGGAUAUUCCAUGAGGACCACCAAAUUUCGAUAUAGCGAAUGGGUGGGUUUUCAUCAAAACUUUUCAGUUGAUUGGAGUCAAAUUUACGGAAAGGAACUGUACGAUCUGGCCAUCGACCCUGACGAAAAUAUGAAUCUAUCCGGUCGGCCUGAGUUACAGUAUAUAGAAAAAAUGUUGGAUAAACAAUUAAAACUCGGUUGGAGAUAUGCACAGUAAUCGUGUAAAUUGAAAUCUUUCGGUGCGUCGUAAAUUUAUAUAUUCAGACAAUAAAUUUUAUUACUUUUAUUAAACUCUAUUAGUUUCAAGAACAAAACUUGCAUAAUUGAUUGUGCAUAUCGAAAUAUUUUAUUUUCGCUAUUAAAUUAUUUUUGCAUUAUUCAUAUGAAAUGUGUCAGUUAUUAUAAUGUCACAUACUAAUAAUAAACGUGUGUGUGUGUGAUUACUAUGUGAAAAUAUGUAAAUAUAGUAGAUAUAAAUAUACGCUACACUAAUAAUAGUUAUAUUUGAGUAAAAAAAUAUUUACACCUAACUUAAGUAUCCGUAAUUGAAUAAUUCUAACAUUGUAUAAAAUUUUAAAAUAAAAGUAAAUUUUAAUACUUUCUGAAA
Messenger RNA from Aethina tumida (small hive beetle), 2019 nucleotides. Its product is annotated as iduronate 2-sulfatase. Lineage: Eukaryota; Metazoa; Arthropoda; Insecta; Coleoptera; Nitidulidae. The transcript is spliced from 5 exons. The coding region runs from base 85 to 1629 and encodes 514 amino acids. Gene Ontology annotation, molecular function: iduronate-2-sulfatase activity. The record is from RefSeq and is a predicted model, not a curated record.